AUGGAGGAGGCCAUAGCGAAUAGGAAUUUCGACGAUUUGAGGGAGCUUUUCAAGGCGGAGAAGAAGACAGUCAAGGACGACGAAUUUGUGAUAGUCAAAAUCGAUGGACUGCUCAAAAAGCGAGGUUAUCGAGUGAUGGAAGUGCCGUCGGAGCAGAAGGAGGAAUUCGCGCGGCUUCAUUUCAAUUUUGUAAUGAAUUGCACUAAAUUGGGAUACUGCUCCAAAAGCACGCCGAUUCUGACUCUCCAGGACAUUCUAGAAGUUUCGUCGAUUGAAGAGUGCAAGCACCUAUUUGGCCUAGUUGAAGAGAAUAUGAACGAGUUUAAGCAGGUAAAAUGGCUCGAAAUGGACCAAAACUUGCUACCCGGAUUCAUCGAAACGUACCAAAACAUCAUUCUCCGCCUCUGCAACGACCUUCUCCGUCGACUCAGCCGAACUGCGGAGACGUCGUUUUGUGGAAGAAUCAUGUUCUUCUUGUCCAGAUUCCUCCCGCUGACCGAGAAGUCUGGUGUCAACUUUAUGGGUCACUUCAACACGCUCAACAUCACCACUUUUGAAGAGAACGAGCCAACUGCUGAAUCCCUGCUCGCCGCCACGUCAUCACAUCAUGCAGCUACGCCGUCUGGAGCAACGCCCGGAGCCGAAGGAGAGGAUAUGGAGACUGGAGAGAUUGAAGAGGAAGCGGCAAAAGAAAUCAUCGUGACGCCAGAGAUGUAUCGACAGUUUUGGUCGCUUCAAAAGUUCAUGUCCAACCCCAACUUGCUGUAUGAGAAGGAGAAAUUUGUGGUUUUCAAGAAGGAUCUCACCGCCGUGCUCUCCCUGAUGACAGCCAAUAAAUUGGAGAAAUUCGCAGCUGAAGACGAGUCAGAAGUGGCUGAAAGUCGAAAGAAGAUCAACAACGACGUCUUUUUUACCAAAUAUUUGACGUCUCCAAAGCUGCUGGCUCUUCAACUCAAUGAUUCCUCAUUCCGACGGAACUUCCUCAUCCAAACCAUCAUCAUUUUCCAGUAUCUGAAUGCGGAGAGCAGAUUUAAGCCGCCCGCCAAACCCCAAAAUCCCUAUUUUCAGUGGAAAAUAGGUCAUUUUCUGCUAAAAAUAGGCCAUUUUCAGUCGAAAAUAGGCCAUUUUCACCUUAAAAUCCCCCAAAAUUCCCCUCAAAACCCAAUUUUUUCCAGAAAAAUGGUGCUAAACGAGGAGCAAUCGAAAUUCGUGCACGACUACGAGGACAAAUGCUAUCGUCUUCUCUCGGAUACAAUGCCACGUGGCACGGCGUUCGUCGCCGGACUCAAGAGGAUCAUGCAAAGAGAAACGGAGUGGAAUCAGUGGAAGAACUCGAAUUGUCCGGAUUUGUCCGAAAAAGCGGAUAAGGGAGCAAUGCAGAUGUAUAAGAAACGUCAACGCGUCCCAUUCAACCCCAAUAAUUUGGAUCUUGGCACUCCGGAACUCACAAAACUAUGGACCUACGAACCGGACGUUCUAAAAGCCUGCAAAUCGGAUAAAAGAAAAUUCAUUCCAACACUGGCGGAUUUCAUUCGGGACCCAUUGGACGAAAUGGACCCAGAACAGCAGGUCGAGGAGCAGUAUAAAUCCAUCAACGAAGUAUCAUUCCAAUGGCGUGCCGCCCGUCUCCUGAUGCACAAAGCCCCUGGAUACGUGUCAAAAACCGAGCCAAAAGCGGAUCCAACGACGAAUAUGCCGGACCAUGUACAACGCCGGAAAAACCAUCGACGAAUUCAAGUCUGGAAUCGAGGAACGAGAGAGAAGAGACGCAGAGAAACGAGCCGCGUCGGGAGAGAAAAAAGAGGCGGAGGCGAGGAAGAAGGUGGAGGAAUCGCUGAAGCGGAAGUUGGAUACCAAUACGAAGAGUACCACGAUCGUUGUCUCCUCGCCGAACCCCUACACGGACCCAUCGCUCACCGACGAAAAUCUCCGUCAACUGGCGACGGAUUUGUCGAAAUUCUCGAAAAAAUUGGCAAAAUUGGUGGGAAUCGACGAGGGCGCGCUCCAGAAGACGUCGUCAUCGUCCUCCAACGACGAAGCAGACCGCUGCUAUCGAAUUCUCAAAGAGUGGGCGGAGCGAAACGGGACAAGUGGGCGGAGCCUGUUGAACCUGCUCAUCGCCGAUUUGGAUGUGAUAGAGGUGGCGACGGCGACGAUGAAGUAUUUCAGAAAAUCCACGAAACGUCGACAUAG
Molecule: messenger RNA, 2193 nt
Organism: Caenorhabditis briggsae
Lineage: Eukaryota; Metazoa; Nematoda; Chromadorea; Rhabditida; Rhabditidae
Gene: Cbr-thoc-1
Product: Protein CBR-THOC-1
Exons: 17
Coding region: 1-2193 (730 amino acids)
Biological process (GO): mRNA export from nucleus; regulation of DNA-templated transcription elongation
Cellular component (GO): THO complex part of transcription export complex
Source: RefSeq, a predicted model, not a curated record